Messenger RNA from Xiphophorus maculatus (southern platyfish), 5922 nucleotides. It is a transcript of the gene socs6a, whose product is annotated as suppressor of cytokine signaling 6. Lineage: Eukaryota; Metazoa; Chordata; Actinopteri; Cyprinodontiformes; Poeciliidae. The transcript is spliced from 3 exons. Gene Ontology annotation, cellular component: phosphatidylinositol 3-kinase complex. The record is from RefSeq and is a predicted model, not a curated record. Gene Ontology annotation, molecular function: 1-phosphatidylinositol-3-kinase regulator activity. Gene Ontology annotation, biological process: intracellular signal transduction; phosphatidylinositol phosphate biosynthetic process; regulation of growth. The coding region runs from base 570 to 2177 and encodes 535 amino acids.
UUCAACAGGCAACAAAGGAAGAAAGGAAGAGGCCGUGAGCUACAAAGAGUUAGCUGACCUAGGUUAGAAGAUGUACUAUCAAUUAUGCCGUUGUUAGCCGACAACAGUUCCCGUUUGUAAAGAAAAUUACAAAGUCCGUCCAUGUUUGUGUUUUUGUGCUUUGUUUUGCCGCAGAAGUGAACUAGAGGGACGGUGGCGGUGAUGUUUUCGACAUAAAACGCUAACAAAGCUAACUGACUUAGGUAGUAAGGUAGCAGUAGCUACGCUAACGUUAGCCAACAAUCGCCAAGGACCAUAUAUUUUCUCAAUGUGUUUUCACUGACGGAUAACUAAACAUUAAUACACUGCUUUACGACAAAAAUAAAGCUGGGAGCGACAAGUAAAUGAAAGGUGGUGGAAGUGGAAUUUGACCCAACUGAGUCACCAUUUUCCUGCAGAUAAUGGGAUUUUUGGAUCCACUGUAUGGAUGACUUGUUUCAUGUGGCCUGAUGGAAGGACAUUGUGGAUAGUGCUUUCAUCAGGAUAUCAGGAGAGCCGUCCCAUGCCCCCACAUUGGAGGGCCUGUCAGAAUGAAGAAGAUAAGCCUUAAGACGAUCCGCAAGUCCCUCAGCAUAAAGGGCAAAGAGGAGGGUGACUUUGUCAUGCUCCAGCAGCCUUCAGUGACAACAGAGUUUUCUAAGGAGGAAUCACUUUUUGGAGGCUGCUACACCAAAGACCUUUCAGGGUGUGAUCUUGGUUGUGAGGACGAGAAAGGAGGCCAAAAUAAAAGUCGAUCGAAGAGUGAGGGCCUAAUGGGUUCGUUAAAGAGGAGGCUGUCUGCCAAACAAAAGGCAAAAGCAAAAGGUGGCUCAUCAGCUUUGUGUUCGGCAGAUGACGACGACAACUUUUCGUCAUCUUCUGUUCCCAUCAGCAAUGAAGUAAAAGCUCAGAGACCCCUCAGAUCCGCAUCGUUGCGGAGUCACCAUUACAGCCCCUCGCCUUGGCCUCUGCGACCGGUCAACUCUGAUGAGGCAUGCAUCAAGAUGGAGGUAAAGGUUAAAGCCAUGGUCCACUCUCCUUGCCCGAGUCCCACCUUAAAUGGUGUUCAUAAAGAAUUUCAUAACUUCCAGAUGGAAGGGCUCUUUCAGGACCAAGCAGAGUCCAUAAAGUAUCUCCAACAACCACAAAACGGUGAGCUUCAUCUAAACAUCGACGAAAAUGAUGUGCCUGUGGUGCUGGGGUUGACGCCCCAGGACUAUAUCCAGUACACAAUGCCUUCAGAUGAUGGAAUGUACCCAGAAGGGUCCCACUCCUUUUGCCUAGAUAGUUCUACUCCCAUGGAGGUAGUGACAGAGGCAGACAGCAGGUCCCUCCACACGGAGCAGGGACAGGACGAGCAUGAACUGGUUAAUGGGAUGCCUGCGGACCUCUUUAUGGAAACCUCAGUUAAUAGUAUUCUUUUAGGUUCUGCUGGUAUGGUGCUCCAAAGCUCUCGGGUGGAAGUCCCACCUCCCCUCAGCCCCCUUCUGCCACCCAUGACAAGUAACGGACACAUCCCUAGGACUUUUUCCAGCUUCAGCUCUACAGACAGCCAGGUAGCAGAGAGGGUAAGACACCACCUUAACUUUGACCCAAAUUCAGCUCCUGGAGUCAGUCGAGUGUACGAUUCAGUCCAGAGCAGUGGACCAAUGGUCGUGACCAGUCUGACCGAGGAGCUUAAGAAGCUUGCAAGGCAGGGCUGGUACUGGGGUCCAAUCACACGGUGGGAGGCAGAGGAGAAGCUGAUCAACUUGGCCGACGGUUCGUUCCUGGUCAGAGACAGCUCAGACGACAGGUACCUGCUCAGCCUGAGCUUCCGAUCGCAGAGCAAAACCCUUCACACACGCAUCGAACACUCCAACGGACGCUUCAGCUUCUACGAGCAGCCUGAUGUCGAGGGUCACACAUCAAUCGUUGAUUUAAUUGAACACUCCAUUAGAGACUCAGAAAACGGAGCCUUUUGUUAUUCCAGGUCUCGCCUUCCAGGGUCUGCAACCUAUCCCGUCAGACUAACCAACCCAGUAUCUCGGUUUAUGCAAGUGCGUUCCCUGCAGUAUCUUUGCCGCUUUGUCAUUAGACAAUACACAAGGAUAGACCUCAUCCAGAAACUGCCCUUACCCAACAAGAUGAAAGAUUACCUACAGGAGAAGCACUACUGAGGACACAGACAGGGCAGUGGUAGCAGUUUGCACUUUUGUGUUCAUAAGAUUUUUUUACACAAGGUUUACAGACGACCACAGUUUGAGACGACUGGUUCUGGUAGCUCCUGAUUUAUGUUUAAGUGACCCUGUCUUGUCCAUUCCACUCUUCUGUGAUGUUUUAUUUUUCUGGUGUUCAGAAGUUCUGCAUUUAGUAAUACUUAAUCUAUUGCAAAAAUGUGGCUGAAGUGAAAAGCAAAGUAAGCUUAGUUGGAAACAAUGAAGAGCAGACAUUUGGCAGUUUUGAUGGAUGUAUGCUGUUUGGCUGUGAACAUAAAAUAGAAGUUUCUUAAUUAUCCACAGUAAAGUUGAGCAAGUUGGGAAAAAUAAAGUUCUUUGAAUUGAAAAUGUGUUGCAUUAUCAACUGGAUUGUACAUUACAGAAAUGAAUGUUUGCUACAAUUGGUUUUUCAUCUCUGCAGGCUGACUUUGCACAUCUUUUGCCUAUCAGUUUUCUAGAUGUUGAAAUGUCUUUUUUACUACUUUAGGCAUGAUCAAAUUGCAACUUAAGAUUUUGGAUAGAGAAACUUUGCAUUUAAAAUAACAAUGUUAAAGUCUGAUGUACAAACAUAGACAAUAAAUGACAUUAUUAUGUGUCAAAAAUUCUCAAGCUAACUAUAGUACUAAGCCAAGGACAAACUGUGUAAAGCUGAACAGCAAAAGAUGUCCAGAUUUUGUCAGCCACUAGGAUGCUUUCAAUAGGUGGGGCUGAGAAUUAGCUUUAAAGUUGUACGGCUGCAUUUUAUCAUUAUGCAUUUUUCAAGCCUAAUGGUACUUCUAAUGCUGGAUGCAGGUGCUUUUUUUUCUAGAAAAGGCAUCAACUAAAUGUAUGGACUAAAAAAAUGUAACAUUAAAAUGACAAUUCUGCAUUUGAAAUCUUGCAAAAUCUCCACCGCAGGUUUAAGUUUUUCACUAAUGCUUGUGUUGUCUGCAUGUAGUAAAGGCUUUAAGAUUGUCGGACUACAUGGGAGAAGGUGUUGAACAGGGAGAAAACAAUUUGGUAUCAGAGGUUAUUCAAUGCACAACUGCAUUUACCUUGGGGAGUCUGAAAGCCUUGCCCUCAUUCAUUCUGCAACUAAAAGACAUCUCAUGUGAAAUCUCGACUAAGUUACCUUUAGAGAUGCACCGAGAAUCAUCAAUUUCCAAUUGGUGGUUUUUCGAAAGCUUUUGUCCACUGAUACAGAUUAUUUGUCUAAGUACUAAAAUAGAGGAAAACGUAAGAACAGCUUCUGCCAUGAGGGGUAAUAAGUAAUUUUUUUUUUUAGUAAAAGAGAUGAUACCACAUUGUGUUUGUGAGAGUCAUCUUUGUACUAAACAGGGCUUUACUAAUAACUUUAAAACGAUAUUAUUGAGUUGAAGUUUAAAUUGCCUUUAGCAUGUUAGUAGAAAUGAGCACAGGUAGCAUAACGAUCUGCAUCUAGACAAUGUAGGAUCUUCAGAAUUUUAAAAGGCUUCAAUCAUUUAUAGAUUCAACAUGUUCCAUGGCAGACGAAAGCAAAAGUUAAAGCAGUUUUGCUGUAUUUUAUUCAGCCUUCCACUUGCUCUCUCUGAUUUUUGGUCAACCGUUUGACAUGUUCUACUACUGACUGUUUCCUGCUAAACAACCAAAAGCAUCUCUGUGCUUCCUGUUGCUUCUUUUUGAACGCUUUCUUCCAACAGCAAUGACUUCCACACCGAUCACUGUGCUUAAGCUUAACACCAUCUGGUUAAGCUUGGGUAUAUUUUAGCUGAUUAGAAAAAAAAAUCUAAAUUUGUGUUUCUGGCAAUUUAGUUUCCAGAACCAGAAUAUUGGGGGAUUUACUGACUUCUCGGUGCAUCUCUAAUCUAUUUGUACUACUAGUGGUAACAUAAUGCUGGAAAGAAGAUGUGGACCUAGGAAAGACGGUGCAGGCCUUUGGGAAAUACAGAUUUGGGAAACAUUGGUCAAGUAGUCUUCUCCAACCUGGAAGGGAUGUCAGGGUAUUGGCAUGUGAUAAAAGUUAAAUCAAACCUGCAUGCCAUCGUUGGUGUUCUAAAGAUUUUGAAGAGUUUUUUUUUUUUUUUGUUGCCGUUUUUCAUAUCGUCUCGAGUCUGUCCUUUCAGAGCUGCACUACCACAAGUUAUAAUGAGCUGAUGGCGUCAGAGUAAAGGGAAGAGCACACAGUAUGCUACGCAAGUGCUUUAUUUGGAUAAUUGACAGGGAAUUGUCACCUCACAAUAUGAAUGGUCAUCUUUUUUUGACAUCAGUGUCCUUAAAAGUAUUGCAAAAUGUCUUUGGCAACUUUGGUAGGUCUUUAGGGUAUAGUUUUAGUUGUAGUUAGCUGGAGAGGUCUGAGGAAGCACAGCGGAAACUAGAUAGGAUCUUUAAAUGGUGUUUGCAUGUUUAAACACUUAGUUUUAAAGCUUUGAGUUGUAUAGGAAUGAAGGAUUUAAGAUGUGUUUUGGUUGUAUAGAGAGAUGUUUUUUUUUUUCCUUAAUGUCACAAACUGGCUGGACUUUUUUCUUUUUUUUAUAUUACAAGAAAUGUAUUUUUCUUUAUACUGUUUGAGUUGUUUUUGUUGUCGUUUGUGACAUUUGCCAUCUGGGGGAUGGGGCCGUACAAAAGGAAUGUACGCUUGUUUGAGGUAUCCUGUUAUCUGCCUGCAGACCCAUUUCUGAAAGCAUGGGGAACAUAAGGACUACAAUGACACAUAAUUUGCACUUGAACAUUCAUUGAACCUCUCUUUGCCUCAAGUUUUCCCUCAGAUGGAGAUUUAUAAAGAAAAGUCACAGAUUUGUCAUGAUGUAUUCAUAUAACUGUAAGAGUAAAAUUGUUGUUUUUUUUGGGGGGGGGGGGGGGGGGGGGGUCAUAUCUGUGUGAUUUAAGGGGAUCACAUGCCAGCAUAAUUUCAAAGCUAUUCCUAAUUGGCUGUUAAGAUAUGGGAUCAUAGCGAGAAUGUGGAUGUAAAUUGUUUUUUUUACCCUUUUGUGUAUGUGAGGAUGUUUUUCAGUCAAAAUGUGAAGACAAAAUGUUAGUCUCUUUUUCUUAUAGAGUGUUCAAUCCAUCUUAAUUAUAAUUACAUUUUAAUUUUGAAAUAAUCAUUUGAUUUCAACACGCAAAUCCUUUUCAGACGGUAUGCUUGUGCAUUAAAGCCUUCAUUGUUCGAUUCCAGAGGUUGACGAUUGUUCAGACUGCUGAUUUGAAUUAGUAACAGCUGUUAAGCACUUAACAUACUCUCUUUUUUUUCUCCCUUUGUGCAUCUCAGUCAUUGAAGGUAAUUGUUUACGACAUCAUGUUUGGACUAAACCUUCCCUUUUCUUUUCCUCACAUUAACAUCUUGGUACAAUUUUGAAAAUUCCUUUAAUGUGUUUUACACAUUCGUGCUGCUUUUGGAUAUUAUUGCCUUUCUUGUAUUUAACAAUGGUGGAACUAGAAUGUUGCCACUCUAGAUGUAUGUACACAUAAUGACUCGGUUGUCAUCUUGGGAGAGCAAAGCAAAACUUGCAAUUUGUUAAUGACUGUAGUCGGUUAAAAGAGAAUUAGUAUUAAUUAGUAGAGCCUCUGUAGAAUUACCCGUUCACUCCAGUUUACAUUGGUUGUCAACUUUCCAAAGUAGAUAGUCUUUUUGUAUUUUCUUUUGGAGAAAAAAAAAAUCAAUGAUUUAUUGCACAUUUUGGAUACAGUUAAAGAGUUUUUUGUAUCUGCCGAUUAUAAAUUAUAAAUAAAACUAUAUUCUAAAAAAAGAGGA